Molecule: messenger RNA, 10577 nt
Organism: Hippocampus comes (tiger tail seahorse)
Lineage: Eukaryota; Metazoa; Chordata; Actinopteri; Syngnathiformes; Syngnathidae
Gene: nf1a
Product: neurofibromin 1a
Exons: 57
Coding region: 217-8538 (2773 amino acids)
Biological process (GO): regulation of GTPase activity
Source: RefSeq, a predicted model, not a curated record
GUUCUCCAACGCCUCCUAUCAAUUCCUCUGAAGAAGACUUCCGGUGGUGUUUUAAUGGCGGUGGCAUGGUGAAUUGUACAGAAAUAGACAAAUACUCGCCCCUUUGGUCCGCUCCCAUCGAUUCAGGACAGAUUUCCAUGCAUUUUUGAGCUUGACAGACCCAUCCCCAUACGUGGACUUAGCAACACAAACGCUGCGGUGUCUUUCCGCCCGGCCAUGGCGGCUCACAAACCAGUGGAAUGGGUCCAGGCCGUGAUUACUAGAUUUGAUGAGCAGCUUCCAAUCAAAGUUGGACACCAGAACACUCACACGAAAAUCAGCACAGAGCACAACAAGGAAUGCUUGAUCAACAUUUCAAAGUACAAGUUUUCACUCGUCAUUAGUGGCCUCACGACUAUCCUCAAAAAUGUCAAUAACAUGCGAAUAUUUGGAGAAGCAUCGGAGAAAAACCUCUACCUCUCACAGCUCAUCAUCCUGGAUACAUUGGAAAAGUGCCUGGCUGGGCAAUCCAAAGACUCCCUGCGCCUGGAUGAGACCAUGCUAGUCAAACAACUAUUGCCUGAGAUUUGCCAUUUCAUCCACACGUACCGUGAGGGCCAUCAGCAUGCAGCUGAACUCCGAGCUUCAGCCUCAGCUGUUCUAUUCUCUCUUAGCUGCAACAAUUUCAAUGCUGUUUUCAGCCGAAUUUCCACCAGGCUACAGGAGCUGACGGUGUGCUUGGAGGACAAUGUGGAUGUUCAUGACAUCGAGCUGAUGCAGUACAUUAAUGUGGACUGUUCCAAGCUAAAGAGGCUGCUCCAAGAAACUGUUCUGAAGUUUAAAACGCUUAAAAAGCCUGCACAGCUCGCAGUCAUCAACAGUUUAGAAAAGGCAUUUUGGAACUGGGUUGAAAAUUACCCUGAUGAAUUCACCAUGCUCUACCAACGACCUCAAGCAGAUAUGGCAGAAGCUGCUGAGAAGUUGUUUGACCUGGUGGAUAGUUUUGCGGAGAGCGCUAAAAGGAAGGCUGCAGUGUGGCCACUUCAGAUCAUUCUCUUGAUCCUUUGCCCAGAGAUCACACACACAAUCUCCAAAGACACUGUGGAAGAUAGCAAAGCCAACAAGAAACUGUUUUUGGACAGUUUACGGAAGGCUUUGGCCGGCCAGGGUGGUAGCAAGCAACUGAUGGAGAGCGCUGCUAUCGCCUGUGUAAAACUGUGUAAAGCAUCAACUUACAUUAAUUGGGAGGAUCACUCAACUAUUUUUCUCCUUGUCCAGUCCAUUGUCAUGGAUCUCAAGGCUUUGCUGUUCAACCCAGCAAAACCCUUCUGGAGGGGGGCGGGCAGCCAGAAUGCUGAUGUUGAGCUCAUGAUGGACUGCUUUGUCUCCUGUUUCCGCAUCAACCCUCACAACAACCAGCACUUUAAGGUGUGCUUGGCUUCAUCUUCUCCUUCAACCUUCCACUUUGUCCUGGUCAACUCAUUGCACAGAAUAAUCACCAAUUCUCAUCUGGACUGGUGGCCGAAGAUAGAUGCGGUGUACUGUUACUCUGGAGAACUCCGCUUUAUGUUCUCAGACACCCUCAACCGGGUUGUCCAAAGUACCCAUGCUCCUCUUCGCAUGACACCGAGUUUGACUUUCAAGGGGAAGAUGACAACCAGCCUUAAGUUCAAAGAGAAAACCACCGAACUGGAUACGAGAAGUUACAAGUGCCUCCUGCUUGCUCUGGUCAAACUAAUCCAUGCUGACCCCAAGCUCAUGUUGCAUAACCCUGUGAAGCAAGCUCCAGACAUGCAGAGCAGCACAGCUGAGCUCAUAAUUGGUCUGGUGCAACUAGUGCCUCUCGCCAACACAACCCAACUCUCACAAGAAGCCAUGGAGGCUCUUUUAGUACUGCACCAGCCAGAAUCCAUUGAACAGUGGAAUCCUGAUGCGCCGAUAGAGACUUUCUGGGAUAUCAGUUCACAGGUGCAGUUCCUCAUCUGCCGCAAACUGAUUGGCCAGCAGAUGGUCAAUGGCACCGAAGUUCUCAAGUGGUUGCGAGAGAUCCUCAUUUGCAGGAAUAAAUUUCUGCUCAAGAACAAGGAGUGUGCCACCAUGGGUGGAGGUAUUCCAAUCUGCAGGCAGGCUCAGACCAAGCUUGAAGUGUGUCUCUAUAUGUUCCUGUGGAGUUCAGACACAGAGGCCGUGUUAGUUGCCAUGUCAUGUUUCCGCCACCUUUGUGAAGAGGCUGACAUCCGUAGUGCUGCUGACGAAGUGUCCGUCCAGACCAUCCUGCCCAACUAUGCCACUUUCAGUGAACUUGCCUCCAUAAGCAACAUGAUGGGAACAGGUCGCUCUACAUUGCAAAAGAGAGUCAUGUCCUUGCUCAGGAGGAUCGAGCAUCCCACACUAGGAAACAUUGAGGCUUGGGAGGACACAUAUGCUAAAUGGGACCAAGCAACAAAACAAAUCCUAAAUUUCCCCAAAAACAAGGCAGAUGAUGGGCAGCAGGAGUGGAUCAACAUGACAGGCUUUCUCUGUGCCCUGGGCGGUGUGUGCCUCCAGCAACGCAGCACGCCUGGCCCUGCCACCUAUAGCCCCCCUAUGGGCUCAAUGAGUGAGCGCAAGCAUUCUAUGAUUUCCAUGGGGCCAUGUGAGAUCUCCAACCCCAUGGCCUCAGCCUCCUGCUCCUCAUCAGCUUCGAGUGAGACACCAGUCAGCCGCUUUAUCGAUCGGCUGCUGGCCUUGCUGGUGUGUGGCCAUGACAGAGUUGGCCUUCAUGUCCGUACCAACGUGAAAGACUUGCUGGGGUUGGAGCUUAGCCCUGCCCUUUACCCCAUGCUCUUCAAUAAGUUAAGGAACAGUAUUGGUAAAUUCUUCGACACACAGGGUCCGGUUCCUAUCAAUGACACUAACACCCAAUUUGUGGAGCAGACGAUUGCAAUAAUGAAGAACCUGCUGGAUAACCACACAGAGGGCAGUUCUGAACACUUAGGACAGGCUAGCAUUGAGACCAUGAUGCUUAACCUCGUCAGGUAUGUUCGCAUUCUUGGCAAUAUGGUACAUGCUAUCCAGAUCAAAACCAAGUUGUGCCAGCUAGUAGAGGUCAUGAUGGAGAGAAGAGAUGACCUGUCUUUUUGCCAGGAGAUGAAAUUCAGGAAUAAGAUGGUGGAAUACCUGACUGACUGGGUGAUGGGAACUUCCAAUCAAGCAGCUGAUGAUGACAUUAAGUGUUUGACAAGGGAUCUUGACCAGGCCAGUAUGGAGGCAGUUGUGUCUCUGCUUGCUGGUCUUCCUCUGCAACCUGAGGAGGGAGAUGGAGUCGAGCUAAUGGAGGCCAAAUCACAGCUUUUUCUCAAGUACUUCACCCUUUUUAUGAAUCUGCUCAAUGAUUGCAGUGAGGUAGAGGAUGAGGGUCAGGCAGUGGGUGGAUGCAAGAGGGGGAUGUCACGCCGCCUGGCCUCCCUUCGCCACUGCACUGUCCUGGCCAUGUCCAACCUCCUCAAUGCUAAUGUCGACAGCGGCCUCAUGCAUUCUAUUGGUUUGGGUUACCACAAAGAUCUGCAAACUCGAGCCACAUUCAUGGAAGUGUUGACAAAGAUCUUGCAGCAGGGAACCGAGUUUGACACACUUGCUGAGACAGUGUUGGCUGACCGCUUUGAAAGGCUGGUUGAGCUGGUCACUAUGAUGGGAGACCAGGGAGAACUUCCUAUCGCCAUGGCACUGGCUAAUGUUGUUCCAGGAUCCCAGUGGGAUGAGCUUGCUCGGGUCCUGGUGACGCUGUUCGACUCCCGUCACCUCCUCUACCAAUUACUAUGGAAUAUGUUCUCCAAAGAGGUGGAGCUUGCUGACUCCAUGCAGACCCUUUUUCGGGGAAACAGCCUGGCUAGCAAAAUAAUGACCUUUUGUUUCAAGGUCUAUGGAGCAGCCUACCUGCAGAAGUUACUGGAACCUUUGUUAAAAGGGGUGAUCUCAACCCCUGAACACAUCAGUUUUGAGGUGGACUCCACUCGACUGGAACAAGGUGAGAACUUGGAAGAUAAUCAGAGAAACCUGUUGCAGAUCACUGAACGCUUCUUCCAUGCCAUCAUCGGCUCAUCCAGCGAGUUCCCCCCUCAGCUUCGCAGCGUCUGCCACUGUCUCUACCAGGCUACUUGCCACUCUCUACUGAAUAAGGCAACUGUAAAAGAAAAAAAGGAAAACAAAAAAGCAGUGGUGAGUCAGCGAUUCCCACAGAAUAGUAUUGGUGCAGUGGGCAGCGCCAUGUUUCUGCGAUUUGUAAAUCCAGCUAUUGUAUCCCCAUAUGAGGCUGGCAUCCUGGAGAAAAAGCCUCUUCCUAGAAUCGAACGAGGUCUCAAGCUCAUGUCUAAGAUUUUGCAGAGCAUUGCCAACCAUGUCUUGUUUACAAAGGAAGAGCACAUGAGACCCUUCAAUGAUUUUGUGAAGAACAACUUUGAUUCAGCCCGAAGUUUUUUCUUGGACAUAGCAUCUGACUCUCCACCCAGCGACUCUGUGAACCACAGCCUUACCUUCAUCAGUGACGGUAAUGUGCUCGCCCUCCACCGACUGUUAUGGAACAACCAGGAGAGGAUUGGCCAGUACCUCUCCAGCAACAGAGACCACAAGGCUGUUGGCAGGCGUCCUUUUGACAAAAUGGCAACCUUGCUGGCAUAUCUGGGGCCACCUGAACACAAGCCUGUGGCUGACACUCACUGGUCCAGCCUCAACCUGACCAGUUCCAAAUUUGAAGAAUUCAUGACCAGGCACCAGGUCCAUGAAAAAGAGGAAUUUAAAGCAUUGAAGACUCUCAACAUCUUCUAUCAGGCUGGUACUUCGAAGAACGGCAAUCCAGUCUUCUACUAUGUGGCUCGCAGAUUCAAAACUGGACAGAUCAAUGGAGACCUGCUCAUCUACCAUGUACUCCUCACCCUGAAACCUUAUUACGCCAAACCAUAUGAGAUUGUGGUGGACUUGACUCAUGUAGGCCCAAGCAACCGCUUCAAGACAGAUUUUUUGUCCAAGUGGUUUGUGGUUUUUCCCGGUUUUGCGUAUGAAAACGUCACCGCUGUCUAUGUCUACAACUGCAAUACUUGGGUGCGAGAGUACACAAAAUACCAUGAGCGGCUACUGACUGGUUUAAAGGGGAGUAAGAGGCUCCAGUUCAUCGACUCUCCAGCUAAGCUAGCCGAGCACAUUGAACCUGACCAACAGAAGCUACCUGCUGCCACGCUAACUCUGGAGGAGGAUCUCAAAGUUUUCCAUAAUGCUCUCAAACUGGCUCACAAAGAUACCAAGGUCUCAAUAAAGGUCGGCUCGACAGCGGUACAGGUGACCUCGGCCGAACGGACCCGUGUUCUUGGACAGCCUGUCUUCCUCAAUGAUGUCUACUAUGCCUCAGAAAUUGAGGAGAUAUGUCUGGUAGAUGAGAGCCAGUUCACACUCACCAUGGCCAAUCAGGGCACACCGCUUACUUUCAUGCAUCAGGAAUGUGACGCAAUUGUCCAGUCUAUUAUCCACAUUCGAACGCGAUGGGAGCUAUCGCAGCCUGACUCAAUCCCUCAGCACACCAAGAUCCGACCCAAAGAUGUUCCCGGCACGCUGUUAAAUAUUGCUCUGCUCAACCUGGGCAGCUCUGACCCCAGUCUCAGAUCUGCGGCUUACAAUCUGUUGUGUGCUUUGACUUGCACCUUCAACCUGAAGAUAGAAGGCCAGUUGUUGGAGACAUCAGGCCUCUGCAUUCCAGCCAACAACACUCUUUUCAUCGUCUCUAUCAGUAAGACACUAGCUGCCAAUGAACCCCAUCUGACACUGGAGUUUCUGGAGGAGUGCAUCUCUGGCUUCAGCAAAUCUAGUAUCGAGCUGAAGCACCUUUGUUUGGAGUACAUGACACCCUGGCUGCUAAACCUCGUUCGCUUUUGUAAGCACAAUGAUGAUGCCAAGCGGCAGCGUGUCACUGCCAUUUUAGACAAGCUCAUCACUAUGACCAUCAAUGAAAAGCAAAUGUAUCCAUCCAUUCAAGCUAAGAUCUGGGGCAGCUUGGGCCAGAUUACAGAUUUGUUGGACGUGGUGUUGGACAGCUUUAUCAAAACUAGCGCAACAGGAGGCCUGGGCUCUAUCAAGGCUGAGGUCAUGGCUGAUACUGCUGUGGCUUUGGCAUCGGGAAAUGUUAAAUUGGUCUCCAGUAAGGUCAUUGGUCGAAUGUGCAAGAUCAUCGACAAGACCUGCUUGUCACCAACGCCAACGCUGGAGCAGCACCUGAUGUGGGAUGACAUUGCCAUUCUGGCACGCUACAUGCUAAUGCUUUCUUUCAACAACUCUUUGGAUGUUGCUGCCCACCUGCCAUACCUGUUCCAUGUUGUGACCCUGCUGGUAGCCACUGGGCCCCUGUCCCUCAGGGCUUCUACCCAUGGUUUAGUUAUCAACAUCAUUCAUUCCCUUUGUACUUGCUCGCAGCUUAACUUUAGCGAAGAGACAAAACAAGUGCUGCGCUUGAGCCUGACAGAGUUCUCCUUGCCCAAGUUUUACCUGCUCUUUGGAAUCAGCAAAGUCAAGUCAGCAGCUGUCAUCGCCUUCCGCUCCAGCUACAGAGACCGCUCCUUCUCCCCCGGGUCAUACGAAAGGGAGACUUUUGCUCUUUCGUCCCUGGAGACUGUUACAGAGGCCUUACUAGAAAUCAUGGAGGCUUGUAUGAGGGACAUCCCGUCUUGUAAGUGGUUGGACCAGUGGACAGAGCUUGCACAGAAGUUUGCAUUCCAGUACAACCCAUCUCUCCAGCCCAGAGCCCUCGUGGUGUUUGGUUGCAUCAGUAAGCGGGUCAGCCACGGUCAGAUCAAGCAGAUAAUCCGAAUCCUCAGCAAGGCCAGCCCUCUCCUCAGCAUAGACCGGGGUCUUGAGAGCUGUCUGAAAGGUCCUGAUAAUUACAACAGCCAAGUAUUGAUAGAGGCCACUGUCAUUGCGCUGACCAAGCUGCAGCCUCUUCUCAGCAAGGAGUCUCCUAUGCAUAAAGCUCUGUUUUGGGUGGCAGUAGCAGUCCUUCAAUUGGAUGAAGUAAACCUGUACUCUGCUGGAACUGCUUUGCUGGAGCAGAACCUACACACUCUUGACACAAUGCGUGUCUUCAAUGACAAGAGUCCAGAAGAGGUGUUCAUGGAGAUCAGGCACCCAGUGGAAUGGCAUUGUAAGCAGAUGGAUCACUUUGUAGGCCUCAACUUCAGUGCCAACUUCAACUUUGCACUUGUGGGCCACCUACUCAAAGGUUACAGACAUCCAUCAGCCACCACAGUAGCAAGAACAGUGAGAAUCCUGCACACGCUGCUGGCGCUCAUCAGCAAGCACCUAAAAUGUGACAAGUUUGAAGUCAACACUCAGAGCGUGGCUUAUUUGGCUGCACUUCUUACAGUUUCUGAGGAGGUCCGAAGCCGCUGCAGUCUCAAACACAGGAAGUCGCUACUGAUUUCAGACCUCUCAAUGGACCCUGUACCAAUGGACACCUACUCCAGUCUCAUCAGUGAUCCCAGCUGCAGAACGCUGCGAGAAACUCAACCGUGGACCUCCCCUCAGGUUUCAGAGCGCUACCUUUCCGCUCAUCAUUACCCCACAGUGGGGCAGAUCAGCCCACGUACACGCAAGUCAAUGAGUCUGGACAUGGGUCAGCCUUCACAAGCGACUACAAAGAAGCUUCUGGGUACCAGGAAGAGCUUUGAUCAUCUCAUAUCCGACUCCAAAGCACCAAAGAGAUCUGAGAUGGAAUCCGGAAUGACAACACCGCCUAAAAUGAGGCGGGUUGCCGAAAACGAUUAUGAGAUGGAAACACAAAGAAUUGGAAACUCCCACCUUCGCAAAGUGUCUGUCUCAGAGUCCAAUGUUCUGCUGGAUGAGGAGGUGCUAACCGAUCCUAAGAUCCAGGCUCUCCUUCUCACUGUGCUGGCCACCCAGGUCAAAUACACCACAGAUGACUUUGAUCAGCGAAUUCUUUAUGAGUAUUUGGCUGAAGCUAGCGUUGUCUUCCCAAAGGUUUUUCCAGUUGUUCACAACUUGCUGGACUCGAAGAUCAACACUGUGCUGUCCAUGUGCCAGGACACAAACCUCCUGAACCCUGUACACGGCAUCGUCCAAAGUGUGGUGUAUCAUGAGGAGUCGCCGCCACAGUACCAGCCCUCCUAUUUGCAAAGUUUUGGGUUUAAUGGACUUUGGAGAUUUGCUGGUCCUUUCUCAAAGCAAACCCAAAUUCCAGACUAUGCCGAGCUGAUCGUCAAGUUCCUGGAGGCAUUGAUUGACAGCUACCUGCCAGCAGCUGAGGAGGAGCGAGGGGAGGAGCAGCUGCGGACGCCCACUUCCCCUUAUCCCCCCACCAGCCAGAGCCAGCUCAGCAUCACUGCCAACCUCAACCUGUCGAACUCCAUGACCUCACUGGCCACCUCGCAACACUCACCAGGUGUGGAUAAGGAGAAUGUCCAGUUGUCCCCCAGCUCAGCUCUGUCCAGCGGCGGUCGGACUCGCCACGGCUCGGCAAGCCAGGUCCAGAAGCAACGCAGCUCCGGCAGCUUCAAGAGAACCAGCAUCAAAAAGAUCGUUUGAUGGGCCGUGCAAUCCCUGCAGUCCCCUCCUUCCCUCCUCCUCCUGCUCCUCCUCCUCUUCUUAAACUCCACCCAUCUGCCAAGCCUGGCCUCCCUCAUGCUGCAUAUAACUUUUUACCACAUUUUUACUGUUUGAAAUCCUCCUCCUCCAUCAUAGUUGCUUUUGCGGGACAGGCGAGGCAAUAUUAGCUUACCUCUUGUGCUGCUCGAGAUGAUUUUCGACGGUCAGGACAGGAUCUGGUCAAAGAGAAGCUCAGCUCGUUGGCAGUCCCCAAAGGUCCCGUACAAAACGAUGAUGCUAAUACGAGUCCAGUUUGGACUGAAAAAAGGCUACACGGGGACGCUUCUUGCCCUCUGAAAAAUAUGCGUUCUUUUGGCCAUCCUUUGAUGAAAUGGCAACAUGGACCAAAUGUAAUCUGUAAAACUGGACCCUCCCGCCAGGCCUGCUCGGACGCUGAAGUCAUGUACAUGUUUUGCAGAGACUAAAACAACUUGUCCUGACGUUAAGGAAGAUGUUGACGUUUUCUCCAUGGUGUGCCUUUGUCAGGAUUUUCAGUGUGUACAAUUUGUAAAUGUCAAACCUCGGUGGGGACAAAGAACAGGUACUAAUUACCAAGGUGCAAUGUUGCCAUCACAACUGGCCUCCAGUGAUCGUCAGCUAUACAAUCAUCCAUAUACCCGAUUGCCUGAAAGUAUUUAAUCCUGUACAGCUAGAUAGUGCUACACAAAUACUGUUCGCAAGGAACACAACUUUGUAAAUAGCUCUGAGCGAUGUGUUUAUCUUGCCUAACUUUUUUUUUUUUUUUUUUUUUGGGGUUUUUUGGGCCGCGAUCCGUAUUUUUUUUCCCCCCCAGCAAUGUACACUUGUAAUUUGUUUACAGUACACGGUGACAACAAAAAAUUGUUAGGCAAUAAUCAUCAACUUCUUAUUUGUAUGAUCUAGGGUUACAAUUGGCCCUCUACACAAACACUCAGUAUGCUUCAAACCAACUUGUCAUAAAGCAAAAAAAAAAAAAAGACAUUUCACUGGUAACCUUGCCUUCAGAAUGUGCAAAAUACUGUAGCUAUUUCAUUUAAACUGUGAUGUUGCUCAGCUUCCUAAAGCUGACGUCAUGUUUUGGGGGUUACAGCAGAAUAGUCGACUCAGUUUUGCGCAAAUAGCUUCGAUCUUUCUGCACAUCCCUCGUGAUACUAAUGUUAAACACAUGAAUUUGGGGCAAAUGGUUAAAUGGUCUCUGCAUGUCACCACUGUGUGAAGCGGAAUCUUUUCUUUUAAAAUUGUUUCUGAUUUUAGAAGUAAAGUAAUAGCUGCAUCAAACCCUGAAUCAAUAUAAUUGGAAUGGUGUAAAAAUUGAAAUGAGGGGAAGUGUUGUUUUUUUGUUUUUGUUUUUAUUCUAUGGACUAAAUGCCUCCAAUCUUAAUCUCCAAAACGUGCGAACAAUUUAGCAGAGACUAGGAUUUGACGUCGGAAAAAUAAACAAGCAGUUAAACGAUCAUCUCUUCUCUCAUUCCCACCAUAACAUUGAACAUACUGAUCUCAGUUACUUUUCAAUUUGCUUGCAGUGCUCCCGAAAAGUUCUUAAAAUUGUCGAUUGCCUGCCGCUUAAUCAAAAAAAACGUCCAGAACAAUUUUCACAACACAGUUUUCUUUGAGCCACAUGUAACCAGGUUGUUUUAAGUUUUUGCUUUUGUAUGAAUGAAAACGGUGAGGAUGAUGUGUCCGUAACCUCUUAACCAAGUGGUUGACUUGCACUAAUUUAAAAAUGGUCAUCGGUUAGGAAAGAAAACCUAAACAUGUGGCAUGUUUUAUUUGAUGUUAUGCAAAAUUGUCAGUAGUGUACUAGCCUGAGUUGAGUUUUUAAUGCAGUAUGUGUGACAGCUUGUAAAUACUUUGUGUACACUUUGAGAUGGUAUAUUUACUACACUGUAUAUACAUGUGAUAUUGUAUCAUUUUGUUUUUGUAAAGCAGUUAGGUUCUGUAUAAUAAUAUACAAAUUGAGCUAUUCCAGUGUUAGUAAUAAAAAUGUUUUGCUCUCCAUA